AUGUUUUUUACCUUUAUGGGGCCCGGGCAUUUUGCGUGCAAUCGGCCUCCGUCGAUCAGGCUCACGUCAGAAGGCUUAACAAAAAGAAGUACCGGAGAGAAGCUAUCCGACAGAGUGCAGGUGGCCGUCCUUUAUGUCGUCGGGUUCUUUCGCACAGUGGUAAUCCCGAUUCAUGGCCUCGGUUCUUUAAGGUCUCAUCGCUACAUGCGUGCAUUAUUUUUGGCAGAAUUAUCUAUCGUUGCGCUUUUAUCCCCAUUAGAAUAG
Messenger RNA from Guyanagaster necrorhizus, 264 nucleotides. RefSeq lists its product as uncharacterized. Bases 1 to 264 code for a protein of 87 amino acids. The transcript has 2 exons. Lineage: Eukaryota; Fungi; Basidiomycota; Agaricomycetes; Agaricales; Physalacriaceae. The record is from RefSeq and is a predicted model, not a curated record.